This is a messenger RNA of Cannabis sativa, 1616 nucleotides long. Its product is annotated as glyoxylate/succinic semialdehyde reductase 2, chloroplastic-like. Lineage: Eukaryota; Viridiplantae; Streptophyta; Magnoliopsida; Rosales; Cannabaceae. Bases 56 to 1282 code for a protein of 408 amino acids. Gene Ontology annotation, molecular function: NADP binding; NAD binding; glyoxylate reductase (NADPH) activity. The record is from RefSeq and is a predicted model, not a curated record. The transcript has 12 exons. Gene Ontology annotation, cellular component: chloroplast.
GAAAAAAGAAAAUAAAGUGACUCACUUUUUUUAACUUCCCCUAAAUGGGAAUAUAAUGGCCUUGGGCUCGGACAAGACCAACCUCGUAUCCAAAACCUACCUCAGAAUCUUUCUAUUUACUUAUCCAAACAAGUUGUCUUGCAUAAAAAUGCGUGCUUUAACAAAGCCGUUAACUCUGAACAACCAAACUUGGGUAUCAUCAUCCAUGUCCAUAUUUGUCAAGACCAGUUACUGUCAGCAGGUUUCUUCAACCGCCAUGGCAGCAAUGUGCUCAAGCUUUUUCCCUCAGCUUACCACCCGCUUUAAUGGGAGACCCAUUUACUCUUUUCCUGCAAAAUCUCAUUUUUCUGGUUCUUUUAAGGCUUUUUCUUCGCAAGCUUCUAAUGCUUCAUCUCAAGAUAAAUUGCCAGCAAACGUGGGUUUUCUUGGUAUUGGAAUAAUGGGUUCUCCAAUGGCACAGAAUCUUAUAAAAUCUGGAUGUGAUGUGACUGUUUGGAACAGAACCAAGAGCAAAUGCGAUCCUCUCAUCAGCUUAGGUGCAAAAUAUAAAUCAUCUCCUGAAGAAGUAGCUGCAUCUUGUGAUGUAACCUUUGCCAUGCUUUCUGAUCCUGAAAGUGCAGUCGAUGUUGCUUGUGGGAAACACGGUGCUGUUAGCGGCAUGAGUUCAGGAAAAGGGUAUGUGGAUGUUUCAACUGUUGAUGGGGAAACUUCAAAAUAUAUUGGUCAACAAAUUAAAGCUACUGGCGCCUUGUUUCUGGAGGCCCCAGUUUCUGGUUCAAAGAAGCCAGCAGAAGAUGGUCAGCUGAUAUUUCUUACUGCAGGGGAUAAAUCACUUUAUGAAACAGUUGCACCAUUCUUAGACAUCAUGGGGAAGUCAAGAUUCUACCUUGGGGAUAUCGGGAACGGGGCUGCUAUGAAACUUGUUGUCAAUAUGAUCAUGGGAAGUAUGAUGGCAUCAUUUUCUGAAGGAUUGCUUCUCAGUGAGAAAGUAGGACUAGACCCGAGCGUACUAGUUGAGGUGAUCUCACAAGGUGCCAUAAGUGCACCGAUGUACUCGAUGAAAGGCCCAUCAAUGAUUCAAUCCCUUUAUCCUACUGCAUUUCCCUUGAAGCAUCAGCAAAAGGACAUGAGACUUGCUCUAGGAUUAGCCGAAUCUGUUUCCCAAUCCACUCCCAUUGCAGCAGCUGCAAAUGAAAUGUACAAAGUAGCAAAAUCUCAUGGCCUCAGUGACCAAGAUUUUUCAGCAGUUAUUGAAGCUUUGAAAGGAAAGUUGCAGCAGUGAGAAAAGCAGUUGAGUUUCUCAUCGAUCGGAUCAUGAUCUGCAAUCCAGAGCGAGUCACACGAGACGUGAUUCAGUUAAUGGAGAAUUGAAACUCAUCCUCAAAGAUUUAUUUUUCCCUGUCCCCUCCCCACUGAGUGAUUCCGCCUCAAGAGUAGUUGAAGACAGUUGAUGUGGUUCAUUGUAAUAGCCACAAUCUAUAUUAUUACUUUUAAGAAUUUUUUUGUUUCUUUUAAUUUUCCCAUUUUGAAAAUAAUAUAUACUAAAAUAAAUAACUUUUAAGUUUGCAUCAAGUCACAGCAAUGAAAUUAAGCCAUGUUAAUUUGACAAUUGAGAA